Messenger RNA from Uncinocarpus reesii 1704, 717 nucleotides. RefSeq lists its product as uncharacterized. Lineage: Eukaryota; Fungi; Ascomycota; Eurotiomycetes; Onygenales; Onygenaceae. Bases 1 to 717 code for a protein of 238 amino acids. The record is from RefSeq and is a predicted model, not a curated record. The transcript has a single exon.
AUGUGUUCCGUCGGUCCGUUGUUGAUCCGCCAUUUGGUUAAGUUAAUGAGCGUAUCAGUUUCGCGCUCAUCCCCAAGGACGCGAUCAGAUCACGAACAGACACUCCACUCGUUUAACCACCAUCCCCAAGCCCAAAGAAGGUGGCCCACUUCAAUUCACCGUCUAGGAGCUAUGUUUGCCACUCUCCCUUCACCUUCACCUCCCCAUACACUCACCUCGACCACCCCGCUCUACCUCUCCCGCCAGCCCCCUCAGGAUGCCAAUCGCUUUCUAUCACACGCCCUCUCGAUGCCACAAGGACAGCAGACGAACCAAGAACGCGUGACGAAACAACCCUCAUCGCCGCCACAAUCGCCCAGUCCCUUUGCGCAACGGUAUGCCUCACAAAUACGCAAUCCCGCCGCGCGCGUGGCCGGACGCGCUUCCCGCGACAUCAGACGAAACGCGUUUUUCAACCGUGUAAAGCGGAAUCGCGAGAGUUCCAUGUACAACGCAAGAGAAGAUAAUAUGCUGUAUAUAGAGUAUAUUGCUCAGAAACGGCGGUUUGAGGAAGAGAUGGCGCGCUCGGCGCCUGAAAUUAGAGAUGUGGAAGAUGAGAUGAUGGAUAUCGAAGAGCAUGAUCGAGGUAAAAUGGGUACUAAUGUGGGACGAAAUGAACAAGCGGGCGAUGGUAAGCUACGGAACAGUUUUGCUGUCAUCCCGUGUGCAUUGUUUUAG